AUGUUUAAUUAGACUAGUUGGAAAUGUGUAAGAAAAGGCAGAUUAUUUUUAUAAUUGGUUGUUGCCAGAAUAAAAUUCAGAAAAUAAAAUCAUUUUAAAUAAUAAGGUUUGAGGAAGAGUAAUAUGGAUAUUAUUAGAUAUAGUUUUGACGAAUUCAUUAAAAAUUUAAUCUUAAGAAAAUACCAAAUCAUGUAUGUAGAAAUUGAAAUUCCUCUUAAACCUUCAAACAUAAUUCAUAGUUCAUAAUCAUAUGAAGAGAAACACAAAUAGAUAUUUAGGCAUUCUGGUUUUUAUCAGAUCUAAAACAUUUGAUUACGAUUUAAAUUACAAAGUUGAAUUAAGAAAUUAUGAAAUUCAUUCUAAUAAUUAAAAAAAGCAACAUUUGUAUGAAAUAAAGUAUAUAGAUGUUAAGUUAUAUUUUAUUCUCAUAAUAAAAGAAUCCAGAAACUCUUAAUAAAUAAACGUAAUAUUUAUAAAUGGUAUUCAUUAUGAAUUCUGCCACAAAUAUGGUUUAAUGGAAAAAUAAAUAAACAAUAUGAAUUUGUCUCAUAUCGUUUAGAAUCAGUGA
Messenger RNA from Paramecium sonneborni, 568 nucleotides. The record is from the annotation of a GenBank genome assembly. Lineage: Eukaryota; Ciliophora; Oligohymenophorea; Peniculida; Parameciidae.